AUGCCUGUCGCUGCAGCGCAGAGGCCAGCCAAUGCCGCUGGUCUGACCAACAUUCUCAACACAGAUGAGCCACCUGCCCAAAGUGCGCCGCCUCCUCAGUUGCGAGACUCUGGCUUCUACUCUACCGCCGAGGCCUCCAGCAAGCAUACCUCUAGUGCCUCGUACAACGGUGCCGGCCUCAGCCCUGCCGCAUCUGGAUAUCAGUCUUCCAUUGCCGAUAAGACACCCUCGCCAGUUGCCACAAACACUCUCCCUCACCACCAGUUGUCGCCCGCCUCUGCUGUCAACACUCAUCCCCAGCUGUCACCCGCCUCUGCCGCCAACAUGAGCGUCGCCGCCAUGGUAUCACCCACCGCGUCUGCCGGCCUUGACCGCCGCUUCGACCGCCCCGGCUCCCACGAGUUCCCCGGCCACUUGACCGACACCGGUCCUCCUUCUAACCUUCGCCGCGAGAGCGUCGAUAGCAGAAUCAAUCAGGGUUUGAGUGAUAUGCGCCUCGGCGGUUCCCCAUACACCAGCAACAAUCAGUCGACGAGUUCUAUUCAGAGCACACUGCACAACCAGCGCAACCCUCGCGCCGGCAUGGACACAUAUACCGCCCAUAGAAUUUCCAAUGGCUACCAGCCCAGCAACGACCGCAACCCGGAGAGCAAGACGGGCCGCACAGCUCCGGCCAUCACGGGUCCCGCCACCAGCAACAUUGCCCGUGCUGCCGAGCCCACCAAAGGUCAGGCCUGGGCUUUUCCCGAGGAAGAGAUCAAGCGCGUCAGCCACUAUGACGAUUCACGACGGAGCAGUAUCACCGACUCUAUCGCGAGCAGUCAAUUUACCACUGAGUCGCGUUUGCCUUCGGGCCAGCGCCGAUUGGAUGAGAGCAGCGACUAUGCUCGCAUGUCGGGACAUUCAUCCGAGUUUCCUUCUGUACACCAUCACACCAUGCAGCACAAGCAGCUCAGCGAUCUCCAGGCCGAAGAGGGUGCCGGAGGCCCGGGAGCUCAACCAUAUAGCCGCACACCAGAGCUCCGCGUCAGCCACAAAUUAGCCGAACGCAAGCGUCGCACAGAGAUGAAGGAACUGUUCGACCAGCUGAGAGACUUGAUGCCCCAGGAGCGUGGGUCAAAGGCGUCCAAGUGGGAGAUUCUGACCAAAGCCAUUACCGAAUAUCAAAGGCAGACUGAUCACGUUCGCAUUCUUCAAUCGCACUACAACUCUGCCGUCUCGGAUAAUGAGCUUCUUCGACGCGAGCUUCAAAACGUCAAGAUGGACCUUCAAAACGUCAAGAUUGAGCUGGCGCAGGCUCGUGGCGAUGCCCACGCGCCCCCCUCCCAGUCGCAGAGCCACGCCGCCCCUGCACAUCCCUUCCCACAAGAGCCAUACUCAUCGGCCUCUAACGGAGCUGAGCUUCCUCCACUGCGAUCCAUCAGCAACAGCAUGUCCAAUGGCCCCGAUUCGAUGACUGGGGUCCAAUACGACGCUCCCAGAUCCAACGGCUACCGUGACCGGUACUAG
Messenger RNA from Beauveria bassiana ARSEF 2860, 1509 nucleotides. RefSeq names its product helix-loop-helix DNA-binding domain-containing protein. Gene Ontology annotation, biological process: positive regulation of transcription by RNA polymerase II. The transcript has 3 exons. The coding region runs from base 1 to 1509 and encodes 502 amino acids. The record is from RefSeq and is a predicted model, not a curated record. NCBI's taxonomy places the organism in Eukaryota, Fungi, Ascomycota, Sordariomycetes, Hypocreales, Cordycipitaceae. Gene Ontology annotation, molecular function: protein dimerization activity; DNA-binding transcription factor activity. Gene Ontology annotation, cellular component: RNA polymerase II transcription regulator complex.